Molecule: messenger RNA, 1029 nt
Organism: Schizosaccharomyces japonicus yFS275
Lineage: Eukaryota; Fungi; Ascomycota; Schizosaccharomycetes; Schizosaccharomycetales; Schizosaccharomycetaceae
Product: fungal protein
Exons: 1
Coding region: 1-1029 (342 amino acids)
Cellular component (GO): anaphase-promoting complex
Source: RefSeq, a predicted model, not a curated record
AUGGCAGAAUUGGAUGUACUGUUGAGUGCAGCAAAAGAAAAACUUCUUCAAAGCGAGGUUUCGGAAGCCUUAAGUCUAGCUGAACAAGCAACAAAAUUAUGCACAGAAAAAGACAGCCGGCCUUACGAGCUGCUCGGUGAGGUUUUUGCUGAGCAGGGAGAGUUCGACAAAGCAAAGGCUGCAUUCGAAGAGUCCAUUCGUCUUGCUAAGUCAUCAAAUAACGAAGAUCUGGGUUAUGAGAAGUAUCUGUGGAUGGCACAAAUGGGCCAGCAAGGUGAACCAUCAUUAGAACUCUAUAACAAGGGAAUCAGUAUACUCGAAAUUUUAGCUCAGAAGCAACAAGGAAAUGCCGAUGAACUUGCAGAAAUACGUAAAAAACUGGUCGGUGCGUACUGCGGUAUCGCUGAAUUAUUUAUGACAGAUCUUUGCAUGCGUGAAGAUGCGGAACAACAAUGCGAACACUUUACGGAUUUGGCGCUUAAAAUGGAUCCUUCAAGUGCGGAGGCUUUACAGACCUUUGCAUCCAUGCGCAUCAGUCAACAACGUGUGGACGAUGCAAAAGCAGCCUUAAAAAAAUGUAUCGAUAUCAUAUUUAAUGCAGAACCAGACGUUGAACUUCCAGUUUACGCUGUUCGAACAUCGAUUGCUAAACUUUUGAUCGAGAUUGGAAUGCAUGAUGAGGCUCACCAGCUUCUCAUGCUUCUUCAAAAGGAGGAUGAUCAAAUUGUGGAUACUUGGUACUUACUCGGUUGGAACUGCUAUGUUGAAGCAGAAGAGUUGCAAGAAAACUCUGCUCCUCACGAGGAGAUUGAAGGUUUGCUGGUUGAUGCGAGAUCUUAUUUCUUGAUUACACUUGCUACAUAUGAAAAGACAGCCUGGGAUGAUGAGGGAAUACUAAAUCAUACAAAGGAAGUUUUAAGCGUACUGGACACGUUGAAUCUUCCUUCUGUUGACGAAAGUGGUGCAAUUGAAGAAGCCAUUGAAGAAGAAUGGGAAACUUCUGAAGAUGAGAUGGAAGAGGAUCAUUAG